CCUUCGUAUCGCGUUCCGCCCCACACCUCUCUUUCCUUCCUCGCCCCACCGCCACGCUUCGCGCGGCGCCGACGCAUCCGGGCAGCCGGCGCCACCACCGAGCAACGGUGCGGCGGAGCCGAGCAGCCGCGAGGGGGCGGGCCGAUGGAGGCGCCGGCGGGGGACGAGGAGCUGGAAUCGCUGCUCCGGAACUUCCAUCGCGUCUCCCAGGGGUACAAAGAUGCACUUAUGGAGGUCCAAGCUUCAAGAGUAAACUGCAGUGCUGAGUCCAAGAAGCGUGAAGCCCUUGAAUCCCAUAUUACAGAUCUGAAGAGAGAUAAUGAGCGAUUAAGAAGACUGUACACAGAAACUCUGUUCAAGUUCACCAACCAGGUGAAAUUUCAUGCAGAAGCUCAAAGCCUGAAGGAAGAACUGGAAACGACAAAUAGUAAAUUGCUAUCAAUGGAAGAGGAGCAUAAGAGGGAAGUUGAGCAACUUAGGCACAACAAUGAAAUGAACAGCAAUGUCCUGGAGAAUGAGCUAAGCCAUGCCCUUGUUCAGCAAGCAACAGAUGAAGCUGCGACGAAGCAACUGAAGUUGGAGCUGGGUGCUCAUAAAGCUCAUAUCAACAUGUUAAGUAGCAGGUUGGAGCAGGUUACUGCCGAUGUGCAUUCGCAGUAUAAAAAUGAGAUCCAGGAUUUGAGGGAUGUGAUUGCUGUUGAACAGGAGGAGAAGAAGGACAUGCAAAGGAAGCUUCAGAAUGCGGAAAACGAGUUGAGGGUCAUGAGGAUGAAGCAGGCCGAGCAGCAGCGGGACUCCGUCUCGGUCCAGCACGUGGAGACGCUGAAGCAGAAGGUGAUGAAGCUGCGGAAGGAGAACGAGUCCCUCAAGAGGAGGCUGGCGAGCUCUGAAGCCUGAACUGCCGCUCAUUCCCCCAUGUACAUUUCUCGAUUCUCAUACUACAAGUAUUAGGCGAUCAGACACUGAGAUACGCUCAGGUGCACGACCAGGACAGAAACGCGAGCACCAUGCAAUUGUUCUCCGUUUCCUUUUCCCGUUUUCGCAUCCUGUGGAUGUCCAACCGCUGCGUCGACGGUUCAUAACCCAUGUUUGCAAUGCUCACAAAUGAAUGUUCUGCUC
This is a messenger RNA of Panicum hallii, 1119 nucleotides long. Its product is annotated as protein At-4/1. The record is from RefSeq and is a predicted model, not a curated record. NCBI's taxonomy places the organism in Eukaryota, Viridiplantae, Streptophyta, Magnoliopsida, Poales, Poaceae. The coding region runs from base 145 to 897 and encodes 250 amino acids. The transcript is spliced from 8 exons.